Molecule: messenger RNA, 2482 nt
Organism: Prunus persica (peach)
Lineage: Eukaryota; Viridiplantae; Streptophyta; Magnoliopsida; Rosales; Rosaceae
Product: ankyrin repeat-containing protein NPR4
Exons: 7
Coding region: 155-2296 (713 amino acids)
Molecular function (GO): protein binding
Source: RefSeq, a predicted model, not a curated record
UUUCGAGCAAAUGGUAAAUCACAUAAUCCCCUCACCACCCUUCGCGGACCCCCAUUGCUUUAAUAAAGUGGUUCUUCACUCAAUUGGGUAUAGUAAUUAAAACAGAAAUUGCAAAGCCUCUCCUAAGUAAGCCCUUUGUCAGAUCCAUCUAAUAAUGGCAACAAGGGCCAUCUCCGCAGAUGCAGCUGUUGUGGAAAUUCUUAAUGGCCGUAACUAUGUGGAUUGGAGUGUAUUGGUUAAAACUUACUUGUUGGCUCAAGACCUUUGGGAUGUAGUGGAAGAAGAACAUGAAGACGACGACGAAGAAGAAGAAGAAGAAGCUGAUGAUAAGUUCAAAGCUUGGAGGAAGAAGAAUGCCACUGCUUUACAUAAAAUCCAAAUUUCGUGUGGGCGGGAAGCUUUUUCCCUCAUUAGAAACGCCACUUCAGCCAAACGCGCUUGGGAUACUUUGGCAGAAAAGUUCAAGCAAAAACCAGAUGCUGCAAUUGCUGCCAAGCAUGAUCCGUAUCAACCUUUCUUCGCUGCUGUUAAGCUUGGUGAUUGGCGUAAAGCGAAGGAAUUUCUUACCCGAGAUCCCAAUGCAAUAAGAGCAAGAUAUUCAACAGGAGGGACAGCUCUUCACAUUGCAACCAAGUUCGGACAUGAGCAUAUUGUGGAAGAGUUGGUUCAGUUGAUGACACCGGAAGACUUGGAAAUGCAAGAUGUUACUUGGACAGCUCUUCAUCUUGCUGCAAGAUUAAAUCUCAAAAUGGUUGAAUGCAUGGUUAGAAAGAACAAGAAACUACUUGGCAUUGUUGAAGAGUCCCACCGUCUGACACCAAUUCUCUUCGCUGCUAAGAAUGACUUAUGGGAUAUCGUUCGUUAUCUCUACUCCGUCACUCCGAUCCAAGACCUAAUGCCAGAGAAUGGCCCUUAUGGCGCUGGACUUGUUUGCUUUUGUUUACUAGCCAAACAAUUUGUAGAUAUUGCGUGGGAAUUACUUCAGCGUUGCCCACGAUUGGUAAUUACUAAAGAUGUUGUGGGAACAUCCCCUAUACGUGCAUUGGCUGGCAUCCCUUCUGCAUUUCCGAGUGGGACGCCGCUCAAAUUCUGGGAAAAAUGGAUCUAUGAUGGCAUACACAUACAACAUCCUCCUGCCAUCCAUGAUGUUCACGUCAAUGUUGAAAAUCUAGAAGAGAAACUGGGCAACCAAAAUAUCAGUUUCUCAGUCUUCGGUUUCACGCAAGGGCCUUCUUCAAGCCUCUGCAAGCUUUUAGGAAUCAACCGCAUAUGUGAAAUGAAAUUGAUCCACGCUCGAUCCCUAGAUAUUUUGGAUUACAUGUGUGAAGUGGUAAAACAUCUAGACACUCAAGAAAUGGAAGAUGGCCUUGUCUAUGCAGCAAUAUUCCGAGCUGUACAAAGGGGGAUUAUUGAGUUCGUUAUUCGUUUAUGUAAAGUAGAUCCGGAUAUAUUGUGGAAAACAAAUUCAAUGGGAAGGAACAUCUUUCAGUAUUCAAUUGAGUGUCGCCAGGAAAAAGUAUAUAGCCUCAUAUAUGGGGUUGGUCAGAGAAAUCUUAUUGCAACAUUUUCAGAUGCUUCUGGAAAUGAUAUGCUACAUCUUGCAGGGAUGCUAUCUCCAACAGAAAAACUUGAUCUUAUUUCAGGUGCAGCCUUGCAAAUGCAGAGAGAAAGACAAUGGUUCAAGGAGGUGAAAAGUCUUGUAGUUUUACCCUCGGGAGUGGGAGCUUUCAAUAAACAGGGUAUGAGACCCCAUGAACUAUUUACCCAGAACCAUAAUAAAUUGAAGGAAGAAGGAGAAAAGUGGAUGAAAGAUGCAGCAACCUCUUGUACAGUUGUAGGUGCUCUCACUAUUACCAUCAUGUUUGCUGCAGCCUUCACGGUGCCUGGUGGAAACAAUGGAGGAACAGGCUUUCCCUUGUUCUUAGAUGAAAAGAUGUUUUUGGUUUUUAUAGUUUCAGAUGCUAUAUCACUCUUUUCUUCCACCACUUCAGUGUUGAUGUUUUUGGGAAUCCUUACAUCACGAUAUGCAGAAGACGAUUUUCUAAAAUCCUUACCCACAAAGAUGAUAAUCGGCCUUUCAACACUCUUGAUUUCCAUCGCUUCCAUGAUGGUUGCCUUUUGUUCUGCUCUUUUCCUUAUGCUUCAUGAAAAACUAUGGAUUGUCAUUCCAAUCAUUUUCCUCUCCAGCGUUCCAGUCACCUUAUUUAUUUGGAUGCAAUUUCCUGUUCUUGUUGAGAUUUUCAUUUCUACAUAUGGAGGAGGGAUAUUUGACAAGAAAGUGAGACGGUGGAUAUAAAUUCUUGAUGGUAUAUGAAAAAUUGUAUAACUUUGUAUGUAAUUUCCUGAAUUUGGAAGAUAUUGUUGAAUGGGAGAACCUUUAAAUCUCUCCUCUCCCUUCUAAUGUGAUUUUUGAGUGAUCGAGUUGGUGUUGCUAUGUACCCUCCGUUUGGAUGAAAGAAUUAAUUACAUAGUUGUUAGAUUU